Messenger RNA from Lepisosteus oculatus (spotted gar), 2350 nucleotides. RefSeq names its product RNA polymerase I and III subunit C (gene polr1c). Gene Ontology annotation, cellular component: RNA polymerase III complex; RNA polymerase I complex. Gene Ontology annotation, biological process: DNA-templated transcription. The record is from RefSeq and is a predicted model, not a curated record. Gene Ontology annotation, molecular function: DNA binding; protein dimerization activity. Lineage: Eukaryota; Metazoa; Chordata; Actinopteri; Semionotiformes; Lepisosteidae.
UUUCUUCUCUUUACAGCAUGGGAUUGUUCCUUUGCGACCUACUUGAACUAUCUUUUUUUUUUUUUUGUAUUGGUGCUUGCAAGAGGUCCGGCAGUUUCCCCUGAAAUAUAGGCAAAAUCUGCUUCUUUUUUCCGCUUUAUUUCAUAUAAAUGAACAGCGCUGAGCUAUGCAUCAGAACGAAAAGUGUCAGGCGCGCUAUCUAGAGUUUUUAGCUCCAAAUCAAGAGCAAUAGGCAUGUUCUUACACAAAGAGUUGUGGGAGUGUGGACACCAGCUACCCAGCCACGCUGUCGAAGCCCUUAUCCUCCCUUCUUUAAAGAAACAUCUAGACGAGCUCCAGUAGAGUUCGAUUAGCUACUAUUAACAAAAAAUAGCUAGACAGAUUAAACAGCCGCCUUUUAUAUGCCUUAAUUAUCUUAAUUAUUGCAGGCGAUAGUGCAUGACCGCCGUGGAACGCACGCGUCCACUAACAACAUCUUCCAGCAGCAGCCUUAGUUUUUCCCGGGAGCUCUCCCAUCCAGCACAGCUCGAUGAGCGGAAAUGACGUUGAAGAACAGGAAAAUCAACAGUGUGCAGAAAUGGCGGCGCCCAGGAGCAACGUGGAAGAGAUUCGCGAUCGUGUGAUUCUGGGCGAGUUUGGGGUCCGAAAUGUUCAUACGACAGACUUCCCUGGUAAUUAUCCCGGGUACGAUGAUACCUGGAACCGGAAAAAAUUUGAAGAGAAGUUUAGAAUCGACGUGAUUCGAAUGGAUGAAAAUACGCUGGAGUUCGACAUGGUGGGCAUUGACGCUGCUAUCGCUAAUGCAUUCCGUCGAAUCUUACUAGCAGAGGUUCCCACGAUGGCUAUAGAGAAAGUGUUUGUGUACAACAACACAUCUAUUGUCCAGGAUGAGAUUCUGGCACAUCGACUGGGACUGAUCCCCAUCAAAGCAGACCCUCGUCUUUUUGAGUACCGGAAUGCAGGGGAUGAAGAAGGCACAGAUAUUGACACAAUUCAACUGCAACUAAAGAUCAAGUGCACCAGAAAUCCAAGAGCUAGCAAAGAUUCCUCUGAUCCCAGUGAACUCUACAUUAACCACAUGGUUUACUCGAGGGACAUUAAGUGGACUCCUCUCGGGAACCAGGCAGACCUGUUUGCGGAGGCGGGUAUCAGCCCUGUUCAUGGAGACAUCCUGAUUGCACAGCUGCGGCCCGGCCAGGAGCUGGACAUCGUCAUGCAUUGUGUGAAGGGUGUAGGAAAAGACCAUGCUAAGUUCUCCCCAGUGGCCACAGCCAGCUACCGCCUGCUGCCGGAGAUCACUCUGCUGCAGCCCGUGGAGGGGGAGCUGGCGGAGAAGCUGAAGCGCUGCUUCUCUCCAGGCGUGAUCGAGAUUGAGAGUGAUGGCGGGAAGAAGUUCGCAAAGGUAGCGAACAGCCGGCUGGACACCUGCAGCAGGGAGGUGUUCCGUCACGAUGACCUGAAGAACAUCGUGAAGCUGGGUCGAGUGCGAAACCACUUCAUCUUUUCGGUGGAGUCGACGGGGAUCCUGUCCCACGUCAUCCUGGUGAGCGAAGCCAUCAAGGUCCUCAUGGCCAAGUGUGACAAGUUCCUCUCCGAGCUGGAUUCGGCCGAGGUGGACUGAUGGGCGGAGACGGGCUUGAUGGAGACCCGGAGCGCGGCUCGUUUGAGGCAGCCCGGCUGGGACCUGCUGGAGUGUGAAGGGCAUGGUCUUGAAACGGGCCUCCCAGUAGCCUGUUGCAGGGAGUCAGUCCACCUCAUUAAUCAAUACGGUGCAGCCGAAGCUGUAAAUACCACCACUCCUGAAGCUCGGAAGGGGGCUGAGGGGGUGGAGAGUUAUCUACAUAUUUCUGUUAAUUAAUGCUCAAAAACCACGGUGGUUCUAAAUUAUUUAUUGACGUGCUCCAGAAGUGUGUGCCACAAACCAGGCUCAUCAUCAGAGUGAUGCAGGUUCUCCAGUUCAGAUUUGCAGUCUGUGUUUUUUUUUUUUUUAGUGGGUCACGCAUUUGCUCCAUCAAGUGUGAAGACUGCUGGGGCGUUAUUCCACAAUGUGCACCAAGUGUCAUGUACAUUCAUAUUUUGUGUUGUAUUAAAAGAUGGACUGAAAAGCUCUGGGUAUUUUCAUCUCUAAAUCAUGUUUCCUUCAUCUGUCUUAUAGAGUUCAGAGCACAUGAGAGCACUGUACUUAUUGUCUUGCAGUGAUUAAAAAUGUUUAAUGAUUUCUUUAUAAUAACCUGGUCUGAUUAUUCAAAGCACAGAUAAAUGUACAACGUAUCCUCAUUUUAAACUGUUAGUAUCUUUCAAAACCGGUAAAUGCAGCUUUUUAAAAUGAAAUUAAAGACAGCUAAAGAAA